This is a messenger RNA of Colletotrichum spaethianum, 1887 nucleotides long. RefSeq lists its product as uncharacterized. The record is from RefSeq and is a predicted model, not a curated record. Bases 1 to 1887 code for a protein of 628 amino acids. Lineage: Eukaryota; Fungi; Ascomycota; Sordariomycetes; Glomerellales; Glomerellaceae. The transcript has a single exon.
AUGGAUUUCGCCAAGGAGAAGACAGAGGACGGAGACAAGCCCCCCAUAAAGCACGGAAAACUGCUAAAGCGCCUCGAGAUUGGUUUCGAAAACACAAAGAAAACUACGUACCGUAAAAUCAUCGACCUCCUCCGCUCGCGCGAUCAGCUCGACGCGAGGGUUAACAAUCUCGAGGUCUACGUCGGCAGCAUUGACAGCAACGAUGGUGAUGAAGCAAAGCCGAGCGGAUCCCAGCCCAACAAUGAUUCGCAGGCCCACGGGCAAAGCAACCUCCAAAAAAGAUCUAGCCUCACGCAGCGACAGAAAGACUACGAGAAUGAACAGGACCGCCUGGGUGAGCAGCUGGAUACGAUGGCCUCACAGCAGCAGCGGCUGGACCGCCGUCUCACCGACAUUGAGUACUGCCUUCACCUGAACGUGCCGACCAGGUCGGAGUCGGCACCCCCAAGGCCCACAGCGCUCACAGCUGGGCUGUUUCCUCCGUGGAGCGAGGGUUACUGGGGUGGGAGCAAGAGUCCCAGCAGAAUUGCGGAUGCAUGGGGUCCAAGGAGCUCCCGCAGCAGCCGUGGAUCUGGAGCGAUGCCUAGCAUCAAGGAUGGCGGCGGCGUAGUGGGCGGUGGGACUAGACGCUUACUUGGGCCUCCAGUUACAGGUCGAACUGCGACCCUUGUUCCGACGUCAACUGUGUCUACAAAGAGAAAGUCUGAAGAGCUCGAAGACGACGAUGAGCGGAAGGAUGAAGGCAAGGGUAAGAAGAAGAAGAGGAACGACGAAGGUGAAGACGAUAAAGGGGACAACGGGGAUCAGCCAAAACCAACGCCAAAAAUGAAGAACAAGCCCGCUGAAACCACAAGGCUCGCACCCAAAGAGCCUAAAGUCGCCCUCCGAUGCAAUAAGCAAAAAACAGGAUACGAGAAUGACGACCCUGAGGAGACCGACGACGACGAGAAGCCAAAGCCGAAGCCUACGAAAGUACUGAAGCCUGCACCCAAGGCCACACAGAUAACCCUGCACGAAAAGAGGAAGGUGGACGAUCCGGAUGAUGAUGGAGAGGAUGAUGGUGAUGACGACGGCGACGAGCCUCACCAAGGAAAAACGAAGCCUCAACCAAAGGCUGCCGGUACAACGAAACCUGCGACCAAGAAGUCGAGGAUUGCUCCCAAGGUUGGACCUAAGACUGCCUCUAAGACGGUCCCAAAAGCUGCUCAGAAGGCCGCCUCGAGAGUAAAGCCGAAGACUGCUCCAAAAAGCUGCAAGCCAAAGGGCGAUGGAGGCGAUAAAGAGGAUGACUCAGAGGACAGUGAUGAUGAGGCCAAACAGAGGUCGAAAUCGAGAACAAAACCAGCCAGUAAGAUGGCACCUGCGCCCAAUGCUGCUUCCCAAAUUGCCUCCGAGAACGCCCUAGAGAUAGCUUCAAAAAAGGCACCCAAGACAGCGCCUAAGAGACGGAGAGGAAACGACUCGAAUCCCGACGAUGACAACGACGACGACGACGAUCAGGCGCCGGAGAAGAAGAGGACCAAGGUGGCGCCGAAGAAGACAAAGCUGACACCCAAGACGGCACCCAAGACGACGGCGCCCAAGGCCACUGCUAAGCCGGCCGCGAAGGGCUCGAGGACAGGGCUGCGCAGUCAAGGUGCGCCGGCGCCGGCUCUUCCACCUCCACCCGCCGCCCCGAUUCCAGCACCAACACUGGCACCGGCUCCAGCUCCAGCUCAGGAUCCAGCUCCAGCUUCAGUUCCACUUCCACUUCCAGCUUCAGCCCCAGCUCCAGCCCCAGCCGCUGUGCCAGUUUCGGUCCUGGGCCAGCCGGCGAAUGGCCAUAAUGGAUGGGGCCCUAUUGACUAUGAUUCCGACUCUGACAAUAUCAUCAUGUAUUGUAUCUAG